UGGAUGUAGGCUUCUAACCAAGUGGUGCAACUGCAGUUGUAGGCAGCAUAGCUAGCUGGUAACAAAAGCUCUUCUUCCUCCAUGGCCAAGAAGACCAUGUCGGCGGCGGCUCACGAGCUCUUCUCCACCCUCCUCCACGCCAGAACCACCGCUCUCCGGCCACCACCAGCUGCACACAACUCGCCCACCGUCCACAGGUGCGACCCCCCUCCCGCAGCACGGUUCGCCGGCGCGCGGAGUACCGUGCUGGUCGUCGACGUCGACGGCUCCCUGCUCCUGUCGCGCUCCCUCUUCCCAUACUUCAUGCUCGUUGCCCUCGAGGCCGGCGGCUUCCUCCGCGGCCUCGUCCUGCUGCUCCUGUACCCCGCGAUCUCCUGCAUGAUCGGGAGGGGCGACCUGACUGUGAGGGCCAUGGCCGCGGUCGCCUUCUGCGGGCUGCGCGCUGGGACGUUCCGCGCCGGCCGCGCCGUGCUGCCGCGGUGGCUCCUGGAGGACUUGGCCGCCGAGGCGCUCCAGGCGGCGCUGCGGGCCGGCGACCCGGCGAGGGUGGUGUGGGCGAGCGCGAUGCCGAGGGUGAUGGUGGAGCCGUUCUUGAGGGAGUACCUGCAGGUGCCGGCGGCGGCGGCCGUCGCGGCGAGGGAGAUGAAGACGAUGUGGGGGUUCUACACUGGCCUCAUGGAGGAUGACGGUGGCGGCGGUGAGGCGAUGACGGAGCUGAGGAAGAAGGCGGCGGGGGGUGACGGCGACGUCGUGGGGUUCUCUGCUGAAGGCUCCAUGGAGUUCCUUGGCUGCCCUCUGGCGUCCGUUUGCAAGGAGCUGUACGUGGUGAGCCAGGAGGAGAAGAGCAAGUGGCGGCGGCUGCCGCGGCGCGAGUACCCCAAGCCGCUCGUCUUCCACGACGGCCGGCUCGCAUUCCUGCCGACGCCGCUCGCCACUGUGGCCAUGUUCACGUGGCUCCCCUUCUGCGCCGCCCUCUCCGUCGUCCGCCUCGCCGUCAUGCUCGCCCUGCCGUACCGGUACUCUACGGCGCUCCUGGCCGCCACCGGCAUGUCCUGGCGCCUCCGUGGCGCGUUGCCGCCUCGGCAGAGCCCGGAGCGCAGCGGGCAGCUCUACGCGUGCAACCACCGCACGCUCAUCGACCCGGUGUACGUGUCCAUCGCGCUGGACCGGCCGGUGCGCGCGGUGUCCUACAGCCUGAGCCGCGUGUCCGAUCUCAUCUCGCCGAUCGGCUGCACCGUUCACCUCGCACGGGAUCGCGCCCGCGACGGCGCCGCCAUGGCGCGCCUCCUCAACCGCGGCGACAGCGUGGUGGUAUGCCCCGAGGGAACCACCUGCCGCGAGCCGUACCUGCUCCGGUUCAGCCCGCUGUUCGCCGAGCUCGGCGGCAACGGAGGCGUCGUGCCCGUGGCGCUCGCCGUCGAGACGUCCAUGUUCUACGGCACGACGGCCGGCGGGUGGAAGGGCGUGGACCCGUUCUACUACCUGUUCAACCCCAGGAUGUGCUACACGGUGCAGUUCCUCGACAGGGUGGACACGGCGCCGGUGACAGAUGGGAAGGCAGCGAGCCCCGACGUGGCCAACCGCGUGCAGCGGAUGAUCGCCGCGGCGCUGGGGUACGAGUGCACCAUGCUCACCAGGAGGGACAAGUACCUCAUGCUUGCCGGCAACGAUGGUGCCAUGUAAGAGCACACGGACAUGCAUGUGUCCGUUUGGAGUGAAUUUUGGUUAUUAUCUAAAAUGCUACAAGAUAGGGUGUUACACUCCUCGUUGCCUCCACGUAGCUAUAUCCGAUUAAAAUCGUGCAAUUAGACAGAAAUCAAAAGCAAAGAAAACGAGAGAUUCAAAUUAUCGUUUUCGCUUAUAUAAACGGUUCUGACAUAUUUGUAAGUUGCUUGAUGCCUUGAUUUAUUUUUGUUUGUAUAUUAAAGUCACCUUU
Molecule: messenger RNA, 1936 nt
Organism: Phragmites australis (common reed)
Lineage: Eukaryota; Viridiplantae; Streptophyta; Magnoliopsida; Poales; Poaceae
Product: probable glycerol-3-phosphate acyltransferase 3
Exons: 2
Coding region: 82-1683 (533 amino acids)
Biological process (GO): cutin biosynthetic process
Cellular component (GO): membrane
Molecular function (GO): glycerol-3-phosphate 2-O-acyltransferase activity; phosphatase activity
Source: RefSeq, a predicted model, not a curated record